AUGAGCGUAGAAGCUGCUGGCCCGUGUUUGGAGAAACUUCCGUCAUUUUUGCAGAAUGAAAUUCUGACAAGACUCGACUUCCCCACAAGGCCAAACCACAAUUAUAGCAAAGAUGCUCUUGAUCAUUUCAUGAAAUGCCUUACAUGGGCAAGAUUCCGUGUACAAAAAUGCAGCAUUAUACUGAAGGAAUGGACGUUAGACUAUUCAACGGCCACUCGAUUGAUCGGCUGUCGGCACUUGGAGCUCGGUUUCUACAGCUUCAUGCAGCUCCGUCAUAUGCUCACACUGGUCACAACGGAUACUAACAAGUUGAUUAUUAUCAAUGCGUUGGCUCGAAGAGAGCAAAUAAUUGAUAAUGUUGCGAUUCCUGAGGAAAUUCUUGGAUUAAAACAUCUCAAAAAUGCGACAAUUGUUCAUGUUGACGCGACUUGGGGUCUCACCGACGAAACACUUUUGAAGUUGAACAACUGGAUUGAUGGAAAUGUUCGCGAUGACUUCAUGGAGCUUCGAAUCCAUUAUACUCGGAAAAUUGUUCGACAUGACAUUCUGAAAGGCACUGGUUAUUAUGAGUGGAACCGCGUGUUCCGCCACGAAAAUCCCGAUUUUUGCCAAAGAUUCCGCAACCUAACUGAAAGCUACCGAGUGAGCAAAUGCUACCAAGUGAGGCGAGCCGAUGGAAAACAAGAAGCCACCAUUGAACUUCACCGCGAGAAAUUUUUGUUCGUUGUCACUGGACGUAUGGCUUGCAGAGAUAACAAAUGGGAGAUGACGUUCGAGACGCCAUAUUAA
Messenger RNA from Caenorhabditis bovis, 789 nucleotides. The record is from the annotation of a GenBank genome assembly. Lineage: Eukaryota; Metazoa; Nematoda; Chromadorea; Rhabditida; Rhabditidae.